AUGCCAUUCUUUUGGAGAACAGAUGCUGUUCUAGCUACCCGAAGCUGGGCAUUAAUUGUCUGUGCUAUAGAAUGUGCUUUUGGUCUAAUUUGUCUGUUGGUUUUAUUUAUUUUUGCUAUAUUUAGAAGUAAUUCUCAAUUAUUACGUAUUCAAUUAAUAUUUCAAUAUGUUACUUGUGUUUUUCUACUUUUAAAUGCUUCUUUUAGUUUAGCUGCUGAUUUUGGUGGUUAUGAUGAGGAAAGAAUUUAUGCAAAAAGAGACCCUCUUCUAAUUCGCUUUUUGGGAUUUCUUUCACUUGGAUUUUUGUUUGUCCAACUUUAUUUACGUUUAAUGACAAUACCCGUAUAUAAAUUUUUGAGAGAUUUAAGAAAGUUUCGUUAUGCAAUUUAUGCAUCAAAGUGGAGGUAUCGAAAACGUGUUUAUUUUACUUAUUGUUCUCUAAUGAUGGAUAAUUUACUUGCCGAAAGUAAAAAACAGAAAAAGAAAAAGAAGCACGUAGAUGGUGAUGAUCAAACUUUGCUAACGUCAGAUGAAAACAGUAGUAGUGGGACACUUUUAAAUGUAGUUGUACCUACUUUGACUGGACCAGCAAUAAAAGAAUCAAAAAAGAAAGAAAAAGAAGAAAAAUCAGAAGAAUCAAAAGAAUCAAAUUUAUCCCAAGAAAAAGAAGAGAUUAUUAUGGAAAAUGGAGGGUUGGAAGCAAAAAAAGAGAAAGAUGAUGAUGAAUUAUCUUGGCUUGCAUUAAUUGAAGAAAAAGUAAUAGAUACAGAAGUACAAGUAGUAGAUGAAGGUACUCCAAACACAAUUGGAUCACCAAAUGCUUCUAUACAUGAAAGAUUUUUAGAUGAAAGUGAAGUAAUUAGGUGUAUACAAAAAGAAUUAAAUAAAAAAGCAAUUGAGGAGGGGAAAACAAUUGAAAAUGAAGAAGAAGAAGAAAUUUAUGAAGAAGAAAAUAAUGAGAGAAAGGAAUUUAAAAAUAAUUUUAUUGAAGAAAAUAAAGAAAAAUUAAUUAAAAUGCCUGGACGUUUAAUGAAUAAAAUAUCAAAUUAUAAAAAUGAAAAAUAUCCUGGAAAAAGUAUUAGACAGACUGUUGCUGGCUCUUCAGAGGAAACAGAUUCUAGAUCAACAUAUACAGAUGAAUUACCUACAAAUAGCAGAAUCCAAGAAGUAAAGUCUCGCUAUGUAAAUGAAAAACUACUAACUCGACGUCCUUCCCCUAAGAAAAUGCCAAUAACAAUUCAAACAAAGAAAAAACCUGGGGACUUAUUUUCGGUAAAAAGAACAGUUAAAGUUCAAGUUGAAAUGACUCCAGAAGAAUUGGAAAGUUUAAUGGGAAGAUCACAAGGAACGAUAACAACACUUGAAUGGGAUGUAGAAAAUAAUAAUAAAUAA
Molecule: messenger RNA, 1392 nt
Organism: Meloidogyne enterolobii
Lineage: Eukaryota; Metazoa; Nematoda; Chromadorea; Rhabditida; Meloidogynidae
Source: the annotation of a GenBank genome assembly